Molecule: messenger RNA, 1633 nt
Organism: Lolium perenne
Lineage: Eukaryota; Viridiplantae; Streptophyta; Magnoliopsida; Poales; Poaceae
Source: RefSeq, a predicted model, not a curated record
GUUAUGAGUUGCAAUGUGGGUUAGAAGUAACAUUUGGUGACAUAAGAAUUAACUUAAAUUUUAGUAGACUCACAAUUAUUGAGACAGAAAUAUUAAAUUGAUCUAUUCAAUGCUUUGUGAACUCCUAUCUAGAUUAAGAUAUCAUUAACUACAUUUAAAAGCUUGAUAUUCAUAUGUUGCCUGGUACAAAUAGCUUGAAAUUAGAAAAAUUAGUGAUAGAUAACUUGCUUGUAUGAGCAUACAUGUUUGCAAAGUUAGCAUUGACAAAGUGAUGCAACUCUGUAGCAAAUUUUAGCACUGAUGGGCCAGUACCAAUAAUAACAAAAUGAAUUUUGUUCUUCCUUUCUUAUUUGACAAGGGAAAUUGUAGCACUGAUGGGGCACUACCAAUUAGCAAAAUGAAGCUUGUUGACUUAUUGCAGUUGUGAUGCAUUGCUUUGCAUGAUAAUUCCCUUGUCAAUGAUAACUUUGCAUGAUCAUGUAGUUUGUAGUAUAAUGUAACUUUGCAUGAUCAGGUAGUUCUGAUGCAUUGCUUAACAGAGCAGACAAUAUAAUUCCCUUGUCAAUGAUAACUAUGCAUGAUCAGGCAGACAAUAUAAUUCCCUUGUCAAAUCAUGAUCAGGCUAGGUGCUAGCAUAAUGUAACUAUAAAUAUAAUUCCCUUGUAUGCAUGAUCAGGUAGUUUGGAGUAUACAUAAGAUAUAAUGGAAGAAUAAUUAAGAUGAUCUAUUUGGUAUGCAUAGUAUUUGGAUGUUAUUUUCCUUAAGGUGAUUACUGUGGUGACUUAUGUUAUUUCUAUGCAGGCUGGUGAAGGUUCCAGGAAGCGGAAGCGCGAGGAGGAGCAGCAUGUGCCUCCUCCAAUCCAGGAGCUAGAGCCUGUCCCUCCUCCAAUCCAGGAGGAGGAAGAACCUGUGCCAGCUCCACCAGUGCCAGCUCCACCAGUGCCAGCUCCACCAGUUCCAGCUCCACCAGUGCCAGCCCCAGCAGUGCCAGCUCCACCAGUGCCAGCUCCACCUGUCCCUGCUCCACCUGUGCCUGCUCCAGCAGUGCCUGCUCCACCUGUCCCUGCUCCAUAUGAGGAGUUACAGGAUUCAGAUGGCUCCCUGGAGUAUGACUCCCAGGAUUCAGCCGAGUCCGUGGACAGCAGGAACAUUGGAUCCUUCAAGACCAAGCUGCUGCAGAAGCUGGAUGCUGGGGCCUUCCCUUUCAAGAAGAGGGGGAAGUACUUCUGUCCAUGGCACAAGGUGAAGCCCAGGGAUGGGAAGCUUAAUAGCCUGAGGCAGCACUGCGAGGAGCUAUCCCAGACUGGCACCUCCAAGCAGAUUAGGGCAGAGCAUCAUGGGCUUCUGUUGGUGCUUGCUAUGGAGGAUGCUUGAAGCCUAGCUCCUGUGGAUGGUGGUUGCUCUGGUUGCUUUUGUUGAUAUGCUUUAGGUUUAUGAUGUUGGAACUACUGCUGCUUGUGGUGUUGAACAAUGUUUGUUAUGCUUUUGAACUGAGUUGUCAGACCAUCUACUAUAGUGAUGGUCUUAAUUACUGAAUCUGUGUGGAUCUAUGUUGUGUGUUGAAUUAUUAUGUAGGUUAUGAUGCUUAGCUCUGUGUUUCAUUUGGAAUGAUGGUGGUUGCAUGUUGCAUUUA